Macadamia integrifolia is the source of this 1829-nucleotide messenger RNA. Its product is annotated as type III polyketide synthase A-like. The record is from RefSeq and is a predicted model, not a curated record. Gene Ontology annotation, molecular function: acyltransferase activity, transferring groups other than amino-acyl groups. Lineage: Eukaryota; Viridiplantae; Streptophyta; Magnoliopsida; Proteales; Proteaceae. Gene Ontology annotation, biological process: polyketide biosynthetic process. The coding region runs from base 450 to 1745 and encodes 431 amino acids. The transcript is spliced from 2 exons.
UAGAAAUGUCAUGAGCUGGUUGAAACUCAGUAUUUUUUCUACAAAGCUGUUUGAAAUUUCAGAAAUCUGGUCGAAACAGUUUCGAUCCGUGGUUUCGUAUUGGUACCUGUUGAAAUCAUGGUUUUAUUACUCACAAGAAGGAAUUAGAAAUUGAAAUUUCUCUGCCCUCUUCCUGUGGCUUUUCUAUCCACCAGAGGGGGGAAAGUAUAUAGAAGAAAGGAUGGCUUCAGAGUUUGGUUGCCUCACAGGAUAUCCACUUGGAUUUUUUUAGUAUCUUGAGACUACUAGCAAACAUUGCAUUGUCCAACUGCAAUGUUGGAGGAAGUGAAUCAAGUGAUGGUAGGUUAAAAGUCGGUCUCUCUCUCUCUCUCUCUAUCUCCCUAUACACUUCCAACUCCCACUACCUAAAGAUCUUCUAGGUCAUAAUAAACUAGCAUUUCUCAUAGCUCAUGCUGCUCUUGCCUCAGAAGCAUCAGCAUCCAACAAACUCAGAAUAUAUAUACCUUUUGAGAGCACAAAUCUUAGAGACUCCAGACCGCAAUCAAAUCUUCUUCUUCCUGAACUGUGGAAAGAUGUCAGCACCCAAUGCUAGUGACUGCAAAAGCAGCGCUUCCAUGUCUGGGAAGCGAACUCACACUCCGGGAAAGGCCACCGUGUUGGCAGUUGGUCAGGCAUUCCCUGCCCAACUCAUCCCUCAGGAACAUUUGGUUGAAGGCUACUUCCGAGAUACAAAAUGUCAGGAUUCGGCGAUGAAGGAGAAGUUAGAGCGUCUCUGCAAGACCACCACUGUGAAGACAAGGUACACAGUCAUGUCUAGGGAGAUCUUAGACAAUUACCCUGAAUUAACAACAGAAGGCUCACCAACCAUUCAACAAAGGCUUGAGAUAGCAAACCCUGCAGUACUAAAGAUGGCCAUGGAAGCAAGCCUUGCUUGCAUCAAGGAAUGGGGGAGACCAGUAGGAGACAUAACCCAUGUUGUCUAUGUGUCCUCAAGUGAAAUAAGGCUCCCUGGGGGAGACCUUUACUUGGCUAGCCAACUUGGCCUUAGAAAAGAUGUUGGUCGUGUAAUGUUAUACUUUCUAGGAUGCUAUGGAGGUGUCUCUGGCCUUCGAGUUGCCAAGGAUAUCGCUGAGAACAAUCCAGGUAGCCGUGUUCUGUUAACGACAUCUGAGACUACCAUACUCGGGUACCGUCCACCUAACAUGUCACGGCCUUAUGAUCUUGUGGGCGCUGCCCUUUUCGGCGAUGGUGCAGCAGCAGUCAUCAUAGGGGCUGACCCAAUAAGUGGCAUAGAAUCUCCAUUCAUGGAAUUGAACUAUGCAGUGCAACAGUUUUUGCCAGGAACACACAAUGUAAUCGAUGGUCGUCUAUCUGAAGAAGGCAUAAAUUUCAAACUAGGAAGGGAUCUACCACAAAAGAUUGAAGAAAACAUUGAGGAGUUCUGUAAGAUGCUUAUGGAGAAGGCCAAUUUGAAAGACUAUAAUGAUUUGUUCUGGGCUGUUCAUCCAGGAGGUCCAGCAAUACUAAACAGACUAGAGAGUAAUCUGAAAUUGAAACCUGAAAAGCUGAAGUGUAGUAGGAAGGCAUUGAUGGAUUUUGGGAAUGUGAGUAGCAACACUAUCCUCUAUGUUAUGAGUUACAUGAGGGAGGAGCUGAAGAGAGGUGGUGGGGAAGAAUGGGGACUUGCCUUGGCUUUUGGACCUGGCAUUACUUUUGAAGGCAUCCUCGUUCGUAACCUGCAAUGAAUAGGAUUUGUUAUUGGAAGUGUUUUUUUCUUUAGUAAGAAUCAAGUAGUGGUGCAUCUUUGAAAGUGCAUCACAAGUUGGAUA